AGUCUUUCCGGGUCACGGAAACGCAUGUGAAUCGCUUGUAUUUGUCUUCGUUGUACGUGAAUACCUUCGAAAAUCAUAAUGGCUCCGCCUCGCUCCAAGAAGCGCCGGCCGACGUUCCGGCGGCUGCUGAAGACGAGCAACAUGAAACUGGAGAACAAGUUGAAGAACCGGCAGAUGAAGCGGCAAAACUGCGACAAGAAGCAGCGCAAGGAGCACAAGAGGAUGCGGCAGGCGCUGAAAGGAGCCACGCUCGCCACGCCACGUCCACUUGACGUCAUGCCCGGCAGGCCCGAGGAAGAGGAGGAGGAAGACUUCCUGGAGAGUUUGCCCACCGACAUGAUGGAUGACGACGACCUGCAGCAGAUGUCCUCGUUCCUCAGCAGAGACUUGUCGUCAUGCGGGCCGGUGCACGCCGCCAAGAAGCGAAAGUCUGAGGUGGUGCAAGGGUACGAGAAGUUUCCCAGGAAGAUGGCCGCCGUGGCCGAGACGGAAGUCGUUCACCUGCUGCCAAUCAAAGACAAGACGAGACUCAUCCCGCAGAGCGUACACAGAGUGGUGAGGAAGCAGCCGGUGGAGCAAGAGGAGGAUGACGAAGAAGAGAAAGCGAGACAGGAGGCUGAAAACGGGGGGGCGGAGCUAGCGAGCGGCACGCCGCUGACAGCGGCGCAGCAACGGAAAGAGAGAAUGCACAAGAUCAAAGACAGGAAGUUGACCAUCGCACACAUGGCGUCCACUGUCAUCUCCAACCCUGUCAAAAAUAUGAAGUGUGUCAAGCAGCUGCGUGGCAUGCUGAUGGAGGCGGACCCUCGUGUGGCGGUGACAGUCAGGAAGUUGGUAAUGGUGACGUUGAUGGAAAUCUUCAAAGACAUCGCCCCCACCUACAAGAUACGACCUUUGACCGCUGCAGAGAAAGCCACCAAGGUGAAAAAGGAGACGCAGCAGCUUCGGGAGUUUGAGGAAGGACUGCUGAGUCAGUAUAAGUUCUACCUGGAGGACUUGGAGCAAUGCAUCAAAGACUGGAAGCAGAAGAAGAGCAAGCGCAGCCGGGCGGUGUCUCUGGAGUGUUACUCGGGCCUGGCCAAGGUGGCUGUGCGCUGCCUGUGUGAGCUGCUGCUCGCCAUGUCGCACUUCAACUUCCACAACAACAUCCUGGUGGCCUUGGCGCCAUUGAUGAACGACCCCGUCGAGACGGUGUCCGACAUGUGCUGCCAGGCCUUCGCCAAGCUGUUCCGCCAGGACAAGGUGGGCGGGGCCUCGCUCGCUGCCGUGCGAGUCCUCUCUGGUCUCGUCAAAAGUCUCAACUACAAUGUCAGGCCUAAGGUGCUGCAGACGCUGCUGAGUGUGAGGAUUCAGGAAGUGCACGUGAAGAAGGACCUGAGCGACAUCACGCCCACUGCCAAGACCAUGAGCCACAAAGACAAGAAGAACAAACUGUCACGCAUGCAACGCAAGUGGAAGAAGGCGGAGGAGAAACUGCAGCAGGAGCUUCUGGAAGCUGAAGCUUCAGACAGCAAAGACAAGAAGAGUAAAAUGCACACUGAAACUCUGAACAUCGUCUUCCUCAUCUACUUCCGGAUUCUGAAGAAAGCUCAGAAGUCUGUCCUUCUUCCUGCCGUCUUGGAGGGACUGGCCAAUUUUGCCCACUUGAUCAACUUGGAGUUCUUUGAUGAUCUACUCAGUGUGCUUCAGAGCCUUAUCCAAUCAGGAGAUCUGACCAAUCGGGAGAGUCUUCACUGCAUUCAGACGGUCUUCACCAUCCUGUCAGGACAAGGUGACGUCCUCACGAUCGACCCUCUGAACUUUUACUCUCAGCUGUACGCCAUGUUGCCUCGUCUGCAUGCAGGGGCUCCUAAUGAUGACAUCAGCAUCGUGCUGCGCUGCCUGGACGCCAUGUUGAUCCGCCGCAGGAAGCAGGUGAGCCCCCAGAGGGCGAUGGCGUUCAUCAAGCGACUCUCCAUGCUCAGCCUGCACGUCGACGCCAACGCCAGCGUGGGAAUCCUCGCCGCUACCAGGGCCGCCCUGCACUCGUUUCCCAAGUGCGACUUCCUGCUGGACAAUGAGCUUCAGGGCGGCGGCUUCUACCUGCCCGAGCUUCACCAACCGGAACACUGCAACGCUCACAAUACCGCCAUGUGGGAGCUGCACACGCUGCAGAGACACUUCCACCCGCUGGUGCGCCAACUGUCGUCCCAUCUGAGUCGCGGCGCCCCCAGCGAAGGCGGGGCCGCGCUCCCCCUCGACUUGAGUCGCAGGACGCCGGUGCAGUUGUUUGAAGAUUAUGAUGUCAAAGACAUGACCUUCAACCCCCCAGUAGCUCCACCCAAACACAAGAAGAAGGAAGUUUUCAGAGUGGAUUGGUCGCUGCUGGAUGGCGACCUGCAGCGACGCGUUGAUGACAUCCUGAGUGGCAGUCAGGAGGUGGAGCUUAACUUUACUGCAACACGUACACACAAACACUGACACUCAUUCACGCACAUCUCGUGUGUGUGUGUGUGUGUGUGUCCGUCCGUGUGUGUGUGUGAUGUCAUCUGUAAAAAUUCAUUUUUGGGGGGUUUGUUGCCCGUCAAUCAAAGUAGUGAUCCCAAGUGGCGAUGAGUUGCUCCUGUGGUUGUCCUCCUCGACCUUGUUUGUCUUUCACAACAAAAUACAAAAUAAAUAUAAAU
Messenger RNA from Phycodurus eques (leafy seadragon), 2663 nucleotides. It is a transcript of the gene noc3l, whose product is annotated as NOC3-like DNA replication regulator. Gene Ontology annotation, biological process: DNA replication initiation. Bases 79 to 2460 code for a protein of 793 amino acids. Gene Ontology annotation, molecular function: chromatin binding. The record is from RefSeq and is a predicted model, not a curated record. Gene Ontology annotation, cellular component: nucleolus. The transcript is spliced from 21 exons. Lineage: Eukaryota; Metazoa; Chordata; Actinopteri; Syngnathiformes; Syngnathidae.